Molecule: messenger RNA, 2772 nt
Organism: Emys orbicularis (European pond turtle)
Lineage: Eukaryota; Metazoa; Chordata; Testudines; Emydidae
Gene: WHRN
Product: whirlin
Exons: 13
Coding region: 1-2772 (923 amino acids)
Biological process (GO): auditory receptor cell stereocilium organization; sensory perception of sound
Cellular component (GO): plasma membrane; stereocilium tip; cilium
Molecular function (GO): protein binding
Source: RefSeq, a predicted model, not a curated record
AUGAGCGCCGGGCUGGACCGCAUGUCCGUGACCUCCUCCGGCUCCAGCUCCCCGGGCCCGGCGGCGGCGGGGGCUGGCAGCCGGCUGCUCUCGGCCAACGUGCGGAAGCUGCACCGUGCCCUGAACCUGCUGCUGAGCGAGCCCGAGCGGGAGCAGUUCAUCCACUGCCUGAACGUCUACCACGCCCGCCGCAACGUCUUCGACCUGGUGCAGACCCUCCAGGUCCUGCUGGACAGCCCGGACAAGCGGCAGCUGCUGCCCAUGCUGCGCCUGGUCAUCCCCCGCUCCGACCAGCUGCUCUUCGACCAGUACACCUCGGAGGGGCUCUACCUGAAGUCCGGCUUCCUGCCCGGCUGCAGCGCCGGGGGCGCCCCCCUGGCUGCGCCGCCCCCGCCCGCGGCUCCUCUGCGCGGGGCGGUCCGGCAGGUGAGCCUGAAGAGGAACAAGACCCACGAAGGAUUGGGCUUCAGCAUCCGCGGGGGCGCUGAGCAUGGGGUGGGCAUCUACGUCUCCCUGGUGGAGCCGGGCUCCCUGGCAGAGAAAGAAGGGCUCCGGGUCGGGGACCAGAUCCUGAGGGUCAAUGACAAGUCGCUGGACAGGGUGACCCACGCCGAAGCUGUCAAGGCUCUGAAAGGCUCCAAGAAGCUGAACCUGUCGGUGCAUUCGGUUGGGCGGAUCCCUGGGGGCUAUGUCACCAAUCACAUUUACACCUGGGUGGAUCCCCAGGGUCGGAGUGCAUCCCCACCCAUGAGCCUGCCCCAGCACCAGAACAGCUCCCUGCGGAAGGACGGCGAGAAGAGGAGUCACCUCCAGCUUCUGCAAGAGGGGGAUGAGAAAAAGGUGAACCUGGUGCUGAACGAAGGGAAGUCCUUGGGCCUCAUGAUCCGCGGAGGAGCAGAAUAUGCGCUGGGCAUUUACAUCACCGGGGUGGAUAAGGGCUCGGAAGCGGAAAGCACCGGCCUGAAGGUGGGAGAUCAGAUCCUGGAGGUGAACGGCAGAAGCUUCCUCAGCAUCCCCCACGACGAGGCGGUGAAGUUGCUGAAGUCGUCGCGACACCUCAUCAUGACUGUGAAGGACAUCGGAAGGCUGCCACACGCCCGCACCACAGUGGAUGAGACCCAAUGGAUAGCGAGCUCCCAGAUCGGAGAGACCCCGGUGAACACAGCAGGGGCAGCUGGUGAUCACACAGCAGAGGCAACGGCAAAGCCCGUGUUUUACAGGGGCCUGGCUGGCUCCCAGGUGACGCUGAGCAGCCUGGUGAACCAGACCCGCGUCAUGCUAGAGGAGCAAGCUCGCCACCUUCUGAACGAACAGGAGCGGGCGACCAUGGCCUACUACCUGGACGAAUACAAGGAGACCAACAUCUCCGUUGACUCCCUCGUGAUGGCUCUCUUUGAGCUACUCAACACGCACGCCAAGUUCUCGCUGCUAUCUGAGGUGAGGGGCGUGAUAGCCCCCCAGGACCUCGAUCGCUUCAAUAACCUGGUUCUGAAGCGGGAGAUCGAGUCCAUGAAGGCCCGGCAGCCCUCGGUGCCCAGUGCGGACUCCUACUCCAUGACGUCCUACAGCGACACCGGCUCCUCCACUAGCAGCCACUUCACCUCCACCACGGUCAGCUCGGCUCGGAACACCGCAGACCUGGAGGGAAGCGGAGAGGGACUCCAGAGCAGUAUUAAUGCCCUGCCGGACAUCUCCCUGGACGAUGUUUCGUCUUUCCCUGAGGAACCGCCCAGCUUUAAGCCCCCACCUCCUUCUCCGGCUCAAGCACUGGACUCCUCCACUGCCCUGCUCCGAAAGACAGCGAAAGACACACCCCAGCGCCCUUCCUCUGAAUCCUCCCAGUCAGGCCUCUUCUUCGUGGCCCCUCCCAGCCCCACCCCGCCUCCCAGCCACCCCGAUAAGGACACAGCCAGCGUGACUUCCACCUCGGCCUCUGCGUCCACUGCGGAUUCUGCCUCCAGCACCGUCUACGCCGCUGUUUCCCCUGCCACUCUCAGCUCCAGGAGGCAUCUGGGUGCCCACUUGUCCUUGGUCAACCAGCACCCGAUAGGCCCCUUCCCCAGAGUUCAGUCUCCAACCAGACUGAAGAGCCCAUCUCCUGAGAGCACCCCAGCCAGUAGCCUCCCAGCACCCGCUCCUCGGUCCCCUCCCCAUCCCCCGUCGCACCCGGAGCCAGACAAAGGCAGCCCGCAGUCAGCGAUCAACCAGCACUUUAUCAUGGUGGAGGUGCAUCGGCCCAACAGCGAGCCGGACGUGAACGAAGUGAGAUCCUUGCCCCAAGCCCGAGCCUCCACGCUCUCCCAGCUGUCGGACAGCGGUCAGACCCUCAGCGAGGACAGCGGGGUGGACAUCGGCGAAGUGGAGCUGAGCGGCAGGGACAAGAACCGGCAGCAGAUCCCUGGGAAAAGCCGAAGCCCCAAGGAGGCACCGAGAAGUGAUGGGCCAGCAGAGGCAGCCUCCAAACCGCCUGGCCUUCUGGAGCCCACAUCAUGUCUGAUUCGAGUGGCGAAGAGCGCGCCGACCCUGGGGAUCGCCAUCGAGGGCGGCGCCAACACCCGGCAGCCUCUGCCCCGGAUAGUCACCAUACAGCGAGGAGGAUCUGCCCACAACUGCGGGAAGCUGAAGGUGGGGCACGUGCUCCUGGAGGUGAACGGCACGACGCUGCGGGGAAAGGAACACCGGGAAGCCGCGCGUGUCAUCGCCGAGGCCUUUAAAACAAAAGAGAAGGAUCACAUCGAUUUCCUGGUCACCGAGUUUAACGUCGCACUUUAG